UAUCAUGUAGCUUCAGUGAUAUCUUGAUAAUGUGAUGUCUUAACUCAUUGACAGAGAGUCAAAUUAGGAAGGAAUUGUAGCAACUUUUUCACAAUGUCACCGUGAUAUAUGACGUCACAUAGUGUAAUUGACAAGACAUAACAAGCAGCAUAUGCUUGAGCUGGUUUGCCCAGGUUUGAUUAAAGUGAAAUAAAGAGGAGUUCCCUCGAACCUUCACGUGAUGUGGRACAUUUUGUGAGGUGGAGGUGCAGGUGCAGGUGGCCUACCUGUGGCAAGYAAAAACUUACAAAAUUCUAUAUGAUCCAUUAUGAAGAUACACCUGAUUCAAGAAAAAAAAGUAACGAGCUUUAGCUUGAAAGUCAUAUCUUGUGUUCUAAUGUUUCCUAUGUUCUUUUAAAAAUCACUAAAUCUCAGUCAGGACGUUUUUGUAGUUAGGCGUACACGUAGAUUGAAUAAACUCCUUCGUCCACAAUUUUAUGCAAUAAAGCAUGAAGGAAGUUUAAACCAAGCCUAAUAAAGCAGUUCCCCUURGCCGUUUUUGAAAUAGUUGUGAGGUUACGGCUUUAGGGAGAUCAUGUAUUUAAGGGUGUGGUGACUAAWGGUAUCUUUUAGCAACUCGAUAUUGUACAACAAAGCAUGAUGGGAGUUGCACAAACACAAAAACACAAAAAAGGUAUAAAAAUGGCAAGAAGCGUAGAUGUCGCCAAGCUUACGCUACUAUGGCUUGGCUUAUUUAUAAAAUACAACAAAGGUCAGGUCACCUUGGUCUUCCCGUGCCGUAUUUAUUAAAAUAUAACAAAGGUCAGGUCACAUCGGUCUUCCUGUGUUGUAUUUAUUAAAAUAUAAAAGGUCAGGUCACAUCGUUUUUCCUGUGUGGUAUCAAUCUUCGUUUUCUUGGCCAGCGCUGGCCAAGAGAACGAAGGUUCGGGGUACGAGAUUGGGCGUCRUAUUUAUUAAAAAGGCCAGGCCACAAAUUUUUCCCGCGUUUGGCUGCCUUCGACUCAUCUAGGUGAGAAAAAGUGAAACGUUUCAAUCUUCACAUAGAAUAUGGAAGAAACCAAUAACGCUAUUAUAGAUCAGAUUGACGCAAACUCUUUAGUACAUGUUCUGUCCUUUCUGAGUAUCAAAGACAAGCAGAACUCUGCCCAAGUUUGUAAAUACUGGAAGGACUUAGCCAGUCUCCCAUGUUUGUGGAAGAGCGUUACUGUUGUUGUACCUCACUCCCCCAGUUAUUGGUUCAUUGCCAGCAUGCGGAGGCGUAAAAUAACGCGUUUUGUAUGCCGUGGCUCCACGCUAGAUGAGUUGGAAUUAGUGAUCAACAACAUACCAGACAUCACAAGUCUCAAAAUUGAUCAAAGUCGCCACAUCAGCGAAGAAUUUCUGAGAAGAAACGUGAUCCAUCUAGACAAACUGGCACAUCUGAACAUUACUAACUGUAGUCAGGUUGACCUUCAGUCCCUUUACUAUGAGGAGUCUUUGGGAAAAGUGUUAGGUCGUUUGAAAAGUUUAACACUUCCCAAGAACAUCAACGCCGCAAGUUUUCAAGCCCUUAUAAAGAAAUGCCCAUGUCUAGAGGAGCUGGAAUUUGAUAAGGACUAUGGGUUCAGUGGUAAUGAUCAGUGCCAAAAAGUCUUAGUGCAGUCAUGCCCAAAUCUUCGUUUUUUAGAUUUAGGGUAUUCUAUGUGGUUUAGCGAAGAAAGCUGGAAGUUAACCUUAGAAGCACUCAAUCUCAAAGCUAUCAAGGUUAACAGCUGCAAUGAUAUUGAUACAGAUCACAUAAAGAUGAUUGCUGAUUUGUGCCCAAAUCUUGAAUCCUUGGAUAUGUCUUCCCAUUCCAUGUAUUCAAAUGAUAUUGUCAAUUAUGUUGCCAAAAAACUGAAACAUUUGAAGCAUUUUUCCUUUUCUACUGCAUGUUUGUUUGUUUCUGAGUUUGAAUCAGGUACUGGGGAGAGUAAAUACAAAGGAGAACAUGAUGUAUUGCAUGAGGUUUCUGAAAUGACAGAGCUUGAAUCCUUGAAUAUUCGUCUGAAUGCUGGGAUGGUUACUGGAGAAACCCUUUGUUCCCUUGUUGAGAAUAUGUCAAAGUUAAGGACACUUAACAUUCGUCGACUUGGAAAAGUAAGCGCCAUUCAUGCAAGACUUAUUGGCAAACAUUUACCAGAACUAAAUUCACUGAAAGUAGUCAUUAGCUGGGACUGUGGGCCAGGCUCAAGUGGUAUUGGACUUCUUUGUGCUAAACUACCUAAUCUAACUGACUUACAUAUCAUCAGUUCUAAACUAAGCAAUGAAGAUCUUAAUGAAAUGUCAUCAGGUGUGGUACCAAGCAAGCUAAAAUCUCUGAAGAUCGAUUGCAGCAGAUAUGUUACAGACCUUGGAAUCAGCUAUGUUUCUAAUGGGCUCACAUCCCUAACCAAUCUGGAYAUUUCAUCAUGUAAUAUUGGUGACCCUGGUAUAUCUUCAAUCUCUGAGCACCUGUUACAUCUUGAAGUGUUAAUUCUAAAUGAAAACAAGAGGGUUUCAAAUCAUGGUGCAUUGAUGAUUGGAAAACAUCUUAAGUGUCUAGAAGACUUGAGAAUCAAUGGUACAGGUAUUGGGGACCAAGGCUUUGCUUUCAUAUGUAACCACCUUCCUAGACUCCACACUCUUGAAGCACUCUGCCCACUUAUAACUGAUGUAGGGUAUUUAGAAGGUAUAGUUAGUCUAAGUUCUGUAAAGAUUUUACAAAUUGGGUCUCACGGCAUCAGUAAUAAUGCAGUUCAAGAAUCGUUGCCACAUUUGAGAAAUCUUACUCAAUUYACCAGCAGGAAAAUUCCUUUGACACAUAGUUGCAUUCAGAGUAUGAUUAGAGUGUGUCCUUGGCUAUCAAGCUUAUUUAUUAAUUACUGCUUUCACUCAAGCGAUGAUCAGUGGCAGGAGACAAUAGAUUUAUGCAAAGGGAURGGGCUAUACCUUGAGUUAGGUUUUAGUUCGUGCCUUGAAGUAGGCAAGUAGAAAUAUGUUUGAAACUCCAAUUCAAAUACCUCUAUGUUUUGAGUUACAUAUCCUGGCAUCUACCUUGUUAGCAGUGACUUUUAUGCAUGUAACUAGGUGAGUGGUAUAUGUCUAUAAACAGCAUUUUUUUAAAAAUACUUUUUUACUUCAUUAGUUCACACAGUUAUGUUCUCAGUUAUCAUGUAGUUACACUGAAUAUUUCACUACUACAUGUAUUUUUACUCAAUGGUCUCUUGUAUCAUCCUGUUUAUAUUAACAAUUGUUUAUCAGUCAAGUUAUCUUGACACUUGUUCGAGUUUGCUGUACAAAUGCAUAAUUUUAAUACCUAAGUUCCUGUGUGCAACUAUGCUUAAUCAUGAGACUGUAUUACUGAGACACAA
Exaiptasia diaphana is the source of this 3371-nucleotide messenger RNA. Its product is annotated as F-box/LRR-repeat protein 7. Gene Ontology annotation, molecular function: protein binding. The transcript is spliced from 2 exons. Bases 1048 to 2991 code for a protein of 647 amino acids. Gene Ontology annotation, biological process: SCF-dependent proteasomal ubiquitin-dependent protein catabolic process. Gene Ontology annotation, cellular component: SCF ubiquitin ligase complex. NCBI's taxonomy places the organism in Eukaryota, Metazoa, Cnidaria, Anthozoa, Actiniaria, Aiptasiidae. The record is from RefSeq and is a predicted model, not a curated record.